This is a messenger RNA of Myzus persicae (green peach aphid), 1844 nucleotides long. RefSeq lists its product as uncharacterized. The transcript is spliced from 2 exons. The record is from RefSeq and is a predicted model, not a curated record. The annotation marks the transcript as partial. Lineage: Eukaryota; Metazoa; Arthropoda; Insecta; Hemiptera; Aphididae.
AUAAUUUUGUUAAAUCAAAUAUUAAAGAUCCAAUGUUGUUGUUAGAAUUUAAUAAUGUAACAUCAGUUAUUUCCAAUCCUUUUAAAUUUUGCAACUCUGAGUAUCUAUUGAAUAAAUGGCUUACUGAAAAUAAUUUUGCAACAAAUAUCCAACAAUUUAUCAUUAAUAAUGAAAUUGGUAUAACCAGACAGUCAGGUGAUGUGGUAUAUGAUGAACAAAUAACGAAAGGUAUACUUUUACCACUGAAAUUUCAAUUCAAAAGAUACUUUGAACACAAUGAUAACCUUAUAAAAACUUUAAGCCAAAUUAAUGAGUUAAAUAAACCAAAUAAUGUCUUAUCACAUUUUAUCCAAGGAAAAUUAUGGAAACAAAAAGUAUUAAACUUUCAAAACAAGACUGUUAUACCUUUCUUUUUAUAUAUCGAUGAUGUUGAGAUAAAUAAUCCAUUAGGAUCUCAUGCCACCAUCCAAAUGAUAUCAGCUAUAUAUUAUAGUUUUCCUGUACUAGAGAACUCUUCUAAACUUUCUAACAUAUUUUUAGCUGGGUUGCUAAAAUUUAAGGAUGUGAAAGACUUUGGAAAUGAUGUGUGCUUUAACCAAUUAAUAGAUGCAAUUAUAUUUCUAGAACAAGAAGGUUUAUCAAUCUCAACAUCUAAAGGCAAUAUACAUGUUCAUUUUAUUUUGGCCAUUAUUUUGGGUGAUAACUUAGGUAUAAAUAGUUUUCUAGAAUUUUCCAAAUCAUUUUCAGCUAAUCAUUUUUGUCGUUUCUGUAAAGUACAUAAAAACGAGUCACAUAAUAUGAGCAUAGAAAACUUUGAGUUAUUAAGAAACACAAAUAAUUAUAACACAGAUAUAAUAACUGAUAAUUUUUCAUUGACAGGCGUUUAUAAGGAAUCUCUCUUAAACAAGAUACCUUCAUUUCAUGUCACUACUAACUAUUUUGUUGAUGUUAUGCAUGAUAUGUUUGAGGGUGUUUGUCAUUAUGAUUUGUGCCAUGUUAUUAAAUAUUAUAUAGAGUAUUUGAAACUUUUUUCUUUAGAAACAUUAAAUCGCCGCAAAUCUAAUUUUGAGUAUGGAACAAUUGAAGUAGGAAAUAUUAGCCCCCCUAUUAAAAAUAAACAUUUAGAUAAAUUUCAUCUUAAAAUGUCUGCUAGAGAAAUGAUGUCAUUUGUUUUUUUUUUUCCAUUAAUAAUUGGAGACCUGAUACCAGAAAAUGAUGAAAUUUGGGCAUUUCCAAAACAUCAUUUAUUAAUUCACUACCCUUCAAUUAUAAAAUAUUCUGGUCCACCCCGUCACUAUUGGUGCUUUCGUUUCGAAGCAAAACACAAAGAAUUAAAACUGUAUGCUCAUGCAACAACUUCUAGAAAACACAUAACUUUAACAUUAGCAAAAAAGUUUCAAUUAAAAUUUGCAUUCCUACUCAUUCAACAACAUAUGCCUAUAAUUGUGUUAAAAGAAAAAGAUAUUGUCUUAAGCCAACAUAGUGCCUUUGUUUGUGAUUCAUUAAAUAUAUUAGACUCUCAGUUCACCAGUUAUAGAGAAAUUGAUUAUAAAGGUACAUCAUAUAAAAGGGGUUAUUUUUUAACUGAUUUUGUUAGUGAUAAUAUGUGUUUACAUGAAAUUAUUGAAAUUAUUAUGAUUCACAAUGAAGAAAAAGUUAAACUCUUAACACAACAAAUUAAAGUUGAAUAUUUUCAUCCUCAUUAUGAGUCCUAUAUUGUGGAUUGUAGCAAAAUUAUAUCAAUGCAAAAUGUCAAUGAUAUAACUUAUUUUCAUAGUUUUCCAAUCAAUAUUUCUAAACUUGCUAAUGGGCAGACACUUAUUAGGGCAAAAGAAUAUUUAUAA